AGGUGCAAACUACUUGAAUGCAAAAGGGGCAGAAGAGGCUUGGCUCUAUAGCCUACGUGGCAUCAUGGAGUAUGCUGUCACGCACCCAAAUGAUACCUCUCUGAACGAUGCCUGGCGUGCGAUUCACAUGGUGUUCUCGUGGGUGGAUCAGUUCAAUCAGCGUUAUGAUGCCCAAAAUCACAAGGGAAAUCCUCGCUUUGACGAGUUCAUGAAACAGGUGGCAAGCUCGGUGACUCAAUUGGUGAACAUGGUUCCUGGAGUCCAACAUGCCUUGUCGCAGCGCCUGGUUUGUGCUACACACUUCAUCAGUUGCCUCUUCAAACGCUGGGUUUUCGUGACGCGCACAAACACUGUGUGGUUUUCCAACUGGUCAGUUUGGCGUGACGUGGAGACCACCUUCCAUCAAGCUCUCCUGACGUGCCGCGAUCACUUUGCCAACCGUUUGCGAAUGAGCCAGGGAAGGAUGCAGAUCUACUUGGAGAAUCUGAAUGAUUGGAGCCUGCAAUUCCUGAUGCAGCAGCUUGAAUCCUUGGCUUCCAGAGAGGAAGCCUAUGCGCGAGAGCUGCCGUAUGUGUGCCUCUUAGAGAUGGCCAUUGUGAUCUCGGGGAGACUGCGAACAGAGUUGCCCCUGGAGGAGUUAGAUGUGACAAAUCCCAGGAGGAAGUGCUUCAAUUUGGAUUUUGUGUUGAACAGAUGUGCAGACCAAGCGCGGGAACGAGAGAGGUUCAACCAGGAGGUCGCGGCCCUCAUGGGCCUGGCCGCCAUGGGAAGUUUCGCGCCCAAGGACGCCUGCAGGCGCCUGGUGGUAUGUAUUGAUGUGGUGAAGGACAAAUUUCCAGGUGGCUACAGAUUUGCAGAAAGCUUGCGCCUAGCCUAUCGCUGUUGCGAAGGCGCCAAUGCUCCUGAGCUCUUCAAGCUCGUUGUGGAUCGCUUGAAGCAAAGCCAGGAGAUGAUCAAGUGCGUCACCGAGUUCCGCUUUGAUGGAACAAAAUCUAUGGCGGAGAAUGUCUUCCUUCCUUUGCUGGACGUGCCUGGUGGCUAUUUCUCUUCGGAAGACUUGCAGGAGCUCUUGGCCUAUGCUGUGACCUCGCAAGUCCAACGCAUGUGGAGCCUGCAGGACGUGGCGACAGGUCUUCGAGGUCUCUGGGCUCAGCUUGGGGCGGCGUCGAACUCCAGCUUUCUGCACGAGCUCCAGUCGCAUGAGGCCUUCGGCAAGGCCCGGGUCCAAUACCUGGGUGCAACACUAGGCGGACAGGCGCUGCUGGUGGCAUACAGCAAGUAUCCACUGCAGAUCGACCGAAUGCUGCGGGACUUGGCGAGAACCAGCUGGAUGAAUUUGGAGAUCCGCUGCAGCCUCUGUCUAUCCUUGGGCGCGCAGCUCGCUGGGUCUCGAAAAGUCAGUGACUGGUAUGCUUGUGAAGAGAUAUUGUUGGCAUAUUGCCACGCAUCGCGCUUUGCAGAACUUCUACUGCUACUUCUGCAGGGGCAGUGUGAUGUACGACAAAUGUACUCCUUUUUGUGCAAAUUGCCGUCAGAGUCUUUGAACAAGGAGGUGAAGCACGCUAUUGAGAAGGUGGUGGAAGAAGCCCCCGUGUGGAGCCUGCCCAUCCAUGAGAUUUGUGUAGAUGAUGCGGCCAACUGGCUUCAGGAGCAGCAGUUCUUCGACUGGUUGGGUGUGGAGGAGAUGUGCCGCCGCCCUCAACUGGUGUUGCAACGCUUGUCCUCGGCUCAGGGCGUCAUCCAUCCCUUCCUACAGGAGGCACCCGGCACGGAUCCUGCGGAUCCAGCGGCUGCCUGGCGCGAGGCGUGGAGCGAGCUGCAGGGCUGCCCUUGGCCCAAGCUGCGACCGCUGAUGGAUGUCUUUGGACAUCUCCAGGAAACUGAUCAAGUCCCUCCGAACCUUGAGUUCUUCAAACUCUUCCGGCAGGUCGCAAGCGAAGGCUUGUUGCCCUAUCGAGCAUACGUGGAAAUGUCCAAGGAGAAGUGGAGGUUGGGCAACUUGAUGGACAACUGCGACGUGGUUUGCUGUUCCACCAGCAGGCUCUCCGAGCACGUCCUGUCAGUCGUGGAGCGAGUGGAGCAACAGUUGCGCCCCGAGCUGCAACGGCAUCUGCAGCUGAUCGAAUGGCUGGUGCGGGAGUGGAAGUUCGAUGAGGUCACCGAGGAUCGCGAUGAGCUCCGAAACAAAAUGAAGAUCUUUGACGACCUCACACCAAGGCAACUGCAGAUGGAGGUGGAACAGGCUUGCGAUGUCUUCAAGCGCUUCAAUCAUCAGCUGGAGGAUGGCCAGGAGACCUUCAAUUGGCUGCUGCAUUUCCGGCGCAAAGGUUCUUGCCUGGUGAUUCCGCUUCUUCAACACUUCGCCCAGGUGGUCAAGCAGAAGCGCGGACGCUACCUACCAACCUCAGAUGGUGCAGAUCUGGAAGAUUUGGAACUCCAAGACUUCAGUGAGGUAGCCCAGCUGUGCUACAAGAGCCUGCAGACUCUGGCGGGUCACAACAUUGGAGAGGCCGUUCAGGCGGAUGCAGAGGUUUGGCGGCUGGCAGUGGCGGAGUUCAAGAAGCCCGAAAGCAAGAUGGAGGAAGAGAUCGCCCUCAUCCUGGACUACUUCAGCGCUGACCGCACCGGCUCCGGGUCGACGUCGACCUCGAGUCUAAUCCCCCGACGUCUGGAGCGCUGGCUGGGCCGCGUCACGGAAAUCUCGAGUCGUGGGGAGCAACGGCUGAUGGAGGCGUUUCGGGCGCAUAUGGUGGCGCAGAUUUUGUGGGACUUUGACACAGAGGAGCUGAUGGUUUUGUGGGGAGGAUGA
This is a messenger RNA of Cladocopium goreaui, 2809 nucleotides long. Lineage: Eukaryota; Dinophyceae; Suessiales; Symbiodiniaceae. The record is from the annotation of a GenBank genome assembly.